This is a messenger RNA of Prorocentrum cordatum, 1090 nucleotides long. The record is from the annotation of a GenBank genome assembly. Lineage: Eukaryota; Dinophyceae; Prorocentrales; Prorocentraceae.
AUGGAGGACAGCGAGGAGGCCGGGGCUGUGGAGCGCGUGAUCUUGGGCACGCAGCGCGUGCUGAGGAGCACCAGCGCGCUCCCCACCAGGGCCGCGCUGGCCACCGUGGUGCUUGCGGAGGCGCACCCCGAGGCCCAGAAGGACUGCGUCCGGCUGUGCUUCUCGCGCCUCACGUGCUCGUGGUUCUGCAAGCUGCUCCUGCUCGUGGCCAUCACCCAGGGGCUGCUGCUCUGGGGCCCGCUGAGCAACGUGUUCUGGAUCCCCACGCACCCGAGCAGGGGCUGCGAGCAGAGCCUGGACGAAGGCGGCGGCCCAGAGCCCUUCAUGCGGGGCAACGCUCACAGCCUGGCCGGUUGCCAGCAGCUCUGCGAGGCCGCGGAGAAUUGUUCGGCAGUGGACUGGUUUAACCAGACUCGCUACUGCAACCUGUACGACAGGCCGUGCCUCAUACCAGUGGCCGACUGGGACGGGGCCGCGUCCUAUCAGGUCGCCGAAGAUUGCACCCUGGACAACGGUUCUGUGGGCAUCCUGAUCGGAGGCGGCGUGUGCGAUAUCGACAUCCAGAGGCCCACUUUUAUAUCCCUCGUUAAGGAGGGCGCACUGGGGCUUUUGUUCUCGCCCCUGAGCUGGUCGUUCUCGCUGGCGGUGGCCUUCCUGUACACGUGCGUCGCCUCCGCAUGGUGCCGGCAGUGUGUAAAGCUGGGAUGCUCAGACACAGAGCGGGAGGCGAGGGACACCUGCGCCGCCUCUUGCUGCAGGAGAUUAUGUUGCUGUGUCCAGAACCCAUCGGAUCCAGGGCGCCGUCUUGACGGGGGCCUUCUUCGCCGGCGUCUCGUGGUAUUGGGGCUGGCCGCCCAUGCUGGGGCCGUGCUCCGACGAGCUCGGCGGCGGCUGGAUCACCGACCAGCUGGGCGUCCCGCACGUGCGGCUGCCCUUCGCCGCGUGCCUGCCGCUGAUGCCCCCCACGGAGUGGCUCGCCUGCGCCGCCUACGCGCUCCUGCUGCUGCUCGUGGCGUGCCCGUGCUGCCGCGCCGGCGCGGUGUCCUGCGCGGUGGCCCUGGGCUCCGCCCUCAUGUCGGCCUGCGGCCUC